This is a messenger RNA of Tarenaya hassleriana, 2115 nucleotides long. Its product is annotated as protein DETOXIFICATION 39-like. NCBI's taxonomy places the organism in Eukaryota, Viridiplantae, Streptophyta, Magnoliopsida, Brassicales, Cleomaceae. The transcript has 8 exons. Gene Ontology annotation, molecular function: xenobiotic transmembrane transporter activity; antiporter activity. The coding region runs from base 288 to 1826 and encodes 512 amino acids. Gene Ontology annotation, biological process: xenobiotic detoxification by transmembrane export across the plasma membrane. The record is from RefSeq and is a predicted model, not a curated record. Gene Ontology annotation, cellular component: membrane.
AAACCUCUUACGUUUCUUUCCUCCAUUUUCCAGCUCCAAAGAAGAUCUUUUGGUAUUUCUCCAUCUUUGAAAAAAUUACCAAAAAGCCCCAUGAUUUUCUUGUUCUUAUCCCAUUUCCCCAUACAAGUUAAAAAUUCACCGUAAACCCCAAAAAAGAGAAGUAAUCUGUAAAUAGUAUAAAAUCUUUGUAUAUUAUAUUUAUAUUACCCUUUGACCAUUCGUUCAUCUGGAAAACUUGGAGAUUUCAUUACUAUCUUCAUUUUUUUUUCUCCGACCCACUAAACCAAAUGGAGGGUUCGAACACGGUGACCGCCGCCGCCGGCGAUGCAACCGAUCUCCACCGUCCGUUCCUCGAAGAUCGGACGGUGGGGAAGCCUCCUCCGCCGCCCGACGUGGAGCUAGAGACCGUCCUCACGGACACGACCGUGCCGUACGUGAGGCGCGUGUACGUAGGCGCGUGGAUAGAGAUGAGGCUUCUCUUCCACCUGGCCGUGCCGGCGAUUCUGGUGUAUGUGGUGAACCAAGGAAUGUCUCUGUCCACUCGCAUCUUCGCCGGCCACGUCAGCGGCUUGGAUCUCGCCGCUGCCUCCCUCGGCAACAGUGCUUUCAGCCUCGUCUACGGCCUUAUGUUGGGCAUGGGAAGUGCAGUGGAAACACUUUGUGGACAGGCGUAUGGGGCCCAGCGAUACGAGAUGCUAGGGAUCUAUCUCCAGAGAUCGACGGUUGUCCUCGCUCUGGUGGGUUUGCCCAUGACACUACUCUACACCUUCUCGUACCCGAUCCUAAUCCUCCUCGGAGAGCCCAAAACGGUGUCGUCUAAAUCCGCUUCUUACAUCGCCGGUUUAAUCCCCCAAAUCUUCGCCUACGCCGUCAACUUUCCCGCGCAGAAGUUCCUCCAGGCGCAAAGCGUGGUGGCUCCGAGCGCGUGGAUCUCAGGCGCCGCCCUCCUCCUCCAACUCCUGCUGACGUGGACGGCGGUCUACAAGCUCGGGCUCGGCCUCAUGGGCAUUGCCUCCGUCCUCACGCUCUCGUGGUGGGUCAUCGUCGCGGCUCAGUCGCUGUACAUUCUGCUGAGUCACCGGUUCAGAGACACGUGGAACGGUCUGAACUGGAGGGCGUUCCAAGGUCUGUGGAGCUUCUUCAAGCUCUCGGCUGGUUCCGCCGUCAUGAUCUGUCUGGAGAUGUGGUAUUCCCAGAUUCUUGUUCUCCUCGCCGGUCUCCUCAAGAACCCUGCCCUGUCUCUGGAUUCUCUCUCCAUCUGUAUGUCGAUUUCUGCAGUAUCAUUCAUGGUUUCCGUCGGAUUCAAUGCAGCGGCGAGUGUACGGACAAGUAACGAGCUCGGGGCCGGGAAUCCGAAAUCAGCGGCGUUUUCGACGUGCGUCGUGACGAUUGUCUCGCUAGUAACCUCCAUAAUCGAAGCCCUCGCCGUGAUGGCGGCUCGAGAUUCUGUCAGCUACGUUUUCACGGCCGACGCGGCGGUGGCCGAAUCCGUCUCGGAGCUCUGUCCUUACCUUGCCAUCACCAUUGUUCUCAAUGGUAUCCAGCCUGUCCUAUCCGGAGUGGCAGUGGGGUGCGGAUGGCAGGCUUUUGUAGCGUACGUGAACGUGGGGUGUUACUACUUCGUCGGAAUUCCACUUGGUUGUGUUCUGGGCUUCGCUUUCAAAUUCGAUGCCAAGGGAAUAUGGACGGGGAUGAUCGGAGGUACCCUCAUGCAGACAAUCAUCUUAUUGUAUGUAACAUUUCGAACAGAUUGGGACAAAGAGAUCGACAAAGCGAGAAGACGAUUAGAUAUGUGGGAAGAGAAGAAAGAUUUAAUUGUGAACUAAGGACAAAGAGGUUACCUACGAUGUUUUUUUUUUUCAUCGUCCGAUAAUACUCUCCAUACAAGAGGAAUUGUUUUUUGUUUUUUUUUUUUUCGGGGGUUUAAUAAUUUUCAAAGAGUAUGAAAUUUAAAUUAUGUUAUAUGAGUUGCACCAAUCUUUUUUUUAUAACCAAUAUGGUUUUCUGGAUCUCUGACCCGACUAUAUCCACUCUAGGUCCGGGACUACUCUUUGUAUAUAUACCAUUUUAGUCCAGAAAUUACAUCUCUCCCUAUUAAUGAAAUUGAAUUCAUGA